CGCUCGUUCUGUCGUAACGUUGUAGGGCAGUUCUCACAGGGAUCGGGUUCGUGUUGUACUGAUUGCGAUUCAACGCCGAAAAGUACUGUUCAUAUUUAUUAUCAUCCUCAUCGUUACUGCGCUUAAUAGCAAUAUUCUGUUGCGUCGAAAAAAUCGGGAUUAACGGCGUGAAAAAAGUGCUAAUUUCCAAAAGUGUGCAAUUCUGUAGUAAGGCGAAAGUAGAAAAAAAAUAUUUUAAAAUCAUGGUUGUUAUGCAAAGAAGCUAUAAAAAUUGAUUAUUGCGGAAAUCCGGAUGAGUGGUUCUGUUUUUCUCUACCGUAAGAGAAAAAAGUUUCAUCACCCCGCUAGCCAACCAGCCAGCCAGCUACCUACCAUACAGAAGAAUGUCAAUGAAGUGAAGAGUAUCUUUCGGUCAAGUGUGGCGAGCUUGUCGGAGGAGGAAGUAUACGAAAAAAAAAAUGAAAGUGAAAGCGCCUUCGCCUACUUUUGUCGCAGUUGUCACCGAGAGGGUUGUGUAGAUAAUAUUUACGAAUACGUACCACAUACAACAGCAAUCCUUACAAAACGGAAAGAUUGAAAGAUUCCCGCCCGCAAAUGAUUCGAAUGUAAUCAGUUCACCUGUGCAAUGUGUAAGAUGAAUAAUUGUGAAGUGCAGUGUGCUAGAAUUGGUUGAAUUUAUCACAUAGCAAAAAAAAGCAUCUUAUCAAAAUCGAGAAAAAGUAAAUAUCUAACGGGGUGAGGAGAUUAGUCGGUGGUUGUUGUUUAACCGUACGAAACUUCUGCGUCUUCUCCUGCGUGGGCUUACAACGAAAAUCAGACCGACGAAAAGCGGACGUCAGUCCGUCCGCAACAGUCUGGUGGCAGAGGACAGAAAGAUGGAUAAUUCAAGCUCGCUUCCAUUUCUUCUAGUCACAGCCAACGUUGGAAGCGUUUUCGAAGACCCUUCGCGACUGCUCAACAUCUGGAUCCAGGAAUUCCUCACCCAUGUCGUCUCUCGGCGGCCGGCAUUCAUCGCCCUUCAUCUGCAGGAGGUCGGCGGCAAGACGUACGAAAAGUCGAUGGAGUACGUGCAGGAAUUCAUCAAGCACCUGUGCGAAUCGGCCGAACUGGCCGACUACAACCGGAUCCGGGUAUACCUGGACGAGGACUACAACUCAGCGGAACACUUCACGGCUCUAGGCAAUCUUUACUUUGCCAUUCAUACCAUCAAUCAUCUGCAGAUUUGGAACUUCCUCACACACGAAUGGGAAACGGUCGAGGGUAAAAACAUCCAUACCGGUAACAUCGAAUCGGUUGCUACAAAAGAAAAGGCUAAAUUUCCUCAACAAUUCUUCCCGGAGUGCAAAUGGUCACGUAAGGGCUUCCUGCGAACUCGUUGGUCCCUGAACGGAACUGUGUUCGAUCUGGUCAAUAUCCAUCUGUUCCACGAUGCUUCCAACCUGGCGGCCUGCGAGGAAUAUCCAUCGGUGUACUGCAAAAGCCGACGGAGGGCCCUGGUGCAUACACUGGAAAGAUUUCACAUGGAUAAGCUGAACAAAGCUGUGCCAUAUUUUGUCUUCGGUGAUUUUAACUUUCGGUGUGAUACCGAAGGUGUUGUAAAGAAACUGACUGAGGAUCUCACGAUGCACCAAAUCCCGCACGCAAAACUAGACAAUACCAAGGUUCAGUACCGAGAUUCGGAAGGUGCGAAUGUACUUACGGUGGGUAAGAAAGAGUUCAAUCAUUACGAUCAGAGCACCUUCAAGGAAAGUUGGCUGCGUCAAUUUGACCGCGAGCUGGAUUCGCUUCGCAGCAUACUGUACGAGUAUCCAAUCACAUUCCCGCCCUCCUACCCGUACGAGGAAGACCCGCUGCAACCGGCCAACUACAUGUCCACUCGCUGUCCGGCCUGGUGUGACCGGAUACUGAUUAGUCCUGCGGCCCGCAAACUUAUCGACGAAGGACGUGAGAACGGGAAGGCACAGACUGCAGCGGUUGCCAAAGAUACUUACGGUAUCAUCGGUGAAACGGUCUGCAUGGGAGACCAUAAGCCGGUUUAUCUCAAUAUUCGAAUUAAGACGAGUCAAGGUAUUUUAAAUUACUGUUCCUGUGAUACGCAUGCGCCUAAACGUGUUGAAUACUUUUCCAAUAAUAGUACUUUCAAUGUCAAUAAUAAUAACAAUAAUAGCUGUAGUAGUAAUUUAGCCGGUAAACAUGUUAGUAGUAUUAGUAGUCGUAGUAGUAGUAGCAACAAUUGCGAAGCAAACAACGCCACAAAUAGUAACAACAACACCAACAACAACAUCAGCAUACGAACUCCUACUACUGCUAACGAAACGCAGCCUUCUAGUGGCUAUACUUCAACUAUCAUCACUAGCACCAUUUGCACACCUCCUAACACCAAACAUCACUGUUCAUACUGCUUCGGUCAUAUUCAGGCCACAUUUGAUCAGAUCCUUUCCGAGUUGGAGCUAUCCUCCGUUGGAUCCUGUGUGCCCGGAACGAACGAACCGGUUGACCAAUCGGAUGGAGGGGCUGACGAGCCGUCACUAGCUGCAACAAAAGCACCAUUGCCGGUCCGCAUCAGCGUGUUCGAUACGGACAGUAACGCCAAUGUUUGUAUGUGUUCAUUGUACAGUAGUAACUUUAGUCUAGGUGGAGAGAUCCGGCAUAGCCGGUCCGGUUCCGUCAAUCAUCUCGAUCAGCAGUUUGCUUCGGCGUCGGAUACUAGUCCUCAAAUCUGUCCCAACUGUCGAAACAUUAUCAAGCAUCAACCGGUCGAACACCGGAAGACACUCAUCUCACGCAGACUGAUGUUGGCUAACGACAUAAUUGUCAAUCGUAUCGAUACGCACUAUUUAAACACUUAUACAAACCCCACAGGGAAGUCGACACCCGGAGGUACGAUCAAUCAUUUUGAACCAUACACUCCGGAGAGUGUAGAAUCUCAUUCGCCCGUGCCGGAAGGUGUCAUUCGGUUGGACCUUAACGAAUCUCGAUCCGGUGAUAUGCUGCUGGAUAUGGAUCAAAGUGCUCCACUGUUGAAGGAAGCAGACAGUUCCAUCCAAUCGCCCACUACUCGUUGUCCAGAUGGUUUGGAAAAACAACAAACAACAACAACAACAACAACGGCCACCAAGGCCACUCUAGCAGGGAGAGCUAAUUCGACAAAGAAAAGUGUCGGUACCGAUGGUGGUGGAGGGACCAGCACCAGCACCACUAGUCGUGGAGGUGUUUCCCCGCGUCAACUGAAAUCUCGCCUGGAGAAGCUCAAGCGAAUCUCGGAUCGUCGAAAAUCCUAUCAAUUAAGUCGAAGUACUGGCAACAGUAGUGAGGGAACGCUAACCGUCGCCACCGGAACGGCCAGUGGCGAUGAGUUGCUAACACUGAACGUUAGCGGAAAGUCUAGUCUCGGCGGUGCUGCUGCUGCUGCUGUUACUGUAACUGGUGAUGGUGCGACACAGAAGGAUGAUCUAGCACUCGUUUCAUCGUCGGAUGCCACCGGAUGUGGAGACACUGACAAGCGAGGGACUGAGCGGAGUGAUCGCAAACUGGUCAACUGCUGUCAGCGGCAUUGCUGUGCUGUGUCGUAGUGGUUUGGUGAAGAAACAUUAUUUGUGGCGUAUGUUUCGGUUGUACUUACGUGGUUCAUUUUAAUUUUUUUUGCGAAACAAAAGAAGCAAGAAAGUAAAACAAUUUGUUUUUUUAUUCUAUUUGAGUGUUUUUUUUUUUCAAAUUUUAUUUUCAACUACAUGUUUCGUGUUUGUUUGUGUGUCGUGAAAAAAUACGUGGUCGCUGAUCUCCGGUCUAGAAAACAGUCGAAACAGCAGUUUGUUCACAUGAGUGUGCAUAGGUAUAACUAAAGGAAGGAAAUUUCAGGUGUCUGUUUUUUGAAUUUAAGUACGGAACUUACAGUGUAGAGAGUUUUGAGUGCGAUAAAUUUUGAAACGUGUUUCAAUGGCGAGAGUUUUGUCUCUAGAUAUAUUAAGUAUUAGCAAAUUUGAGCUAGCUGGAAGACGUGAAACGAACCAUAAUUCUACACGUAUAAAGUCGAUAUUAUCAAUACGAGAUGCGUUUUUACCGUAGGUUCUUAAAUAAUCCCGUGAUUGAAAGAGAGCAGUUUACAGCAAAUAUUGUGCUGAAAUUUUGGAUCGUCAGUUAAACUGGAACACUUUGAGAUCGAUAGAGCGAAAAUGGAACUACUCUCAGAUUCAGAUGUGUCAGACUUCGUACUAUCUAGGGUAUUCGUCAGCUUUAUCUACAUUUUAUACCUUCCAGUAAUCGAACACGACGAUUUGAAAGAAAUCGACUUUAGAACAGGGACCGCGCAACUUCGGAAAUUCGCGUAGAAAAAAACACAAGAUUAGAGAAUUUUUUUUUGAUACCAAAUGUCUUAGAAAUGCAUGAAGAGAUCUGGUGUAAUCUCAAUAAAUAUUGUUUUGGAAAAAAUUGAAAAUUUUCCAAGUGUCACAGUUGACUUAAAAAUAUUUGUUAGUGUUCUAACAAAUUUUAUAUAUUUUCUAUUGGGAAAAGUAGUGAAAAGCUCUACUUUAUCUGCUGACCAGAGGACACCGGUCACAAGUACUCAGGGCAAUUCAGAGGUGGAUGACGACAGAUUAACACUUACCCGUUCAUUUGAGACUACCGAUUCACAAAGAUUUCUUUUUUAAAAGUACACAAUAGCGAUUUUAAUAACCUAACCAUAAUUUAUUCAAAUUUAAACAAAAGAACAACCUUAAAUAGAAACUACGGAGAUAUAUGUAUAUUCAUCUUGUAGAUAUUAAUUAUAUUUAUUAAAAAAACAAUAUUUCAAGGUGCGAUACGUUGGCUAGCAUGCUGCGGCCAGGUUGGGCGCCUUCGAUGGUCCCAUGUGGACUGACGAUAUAGUGCCCGAGGAUUUCGGGAGCGAGAGUAAAACGGUUUCACAUACCUUCGGCUGCGACGCGCCGGUCGCUCGUGGUCUGGUAGUGGUGUGGAGAAUUGCCAAUACUUAUCUCCGAGUACAGCUUCGUAUGCUGUGGGUGCUGCUGGGGCCACUGCGGUGAUCGGUAAUGGUUUUUGAGCAAGCACUUUGAGGGUUCGGGAUCGCGGGACCGUAUGUUGAUGAACGGUCGUGACGGACUCGGACGGACACCAGGUUUUCAGGGGGGGGGUCUCACAGUGCACUAUAGUAUUGAGUGGGUUUUUUAUUAGAGGGAAAGACGCACUUAACUAUAUCGGGCAUCCGCUACCGAUAGGACCCUCUAACGAGUUCCAAUUAUCACUUCCGGGUCACUAUGGUACGUUUUUCGGUCCCAGAGGACACCACUCCGCGAUCAUUCCCUCCAUUCUGUCACACGCGUUCACGCACAAACAGUUAAGUCGUGAUACACUUCACUUUUUGCCCGAUGUAACGUUUAUCAAACCCUUCUGGGCUGAUCUUGUCCGAGUAUCCGCGAUUCCGAGUACUAGUGUCGACUCUAUAGUAGAGUAUAUAACAAAAUAGCCCCGAUCCAUCUGCCGGGGGUCCUUUUAUACCUCUCGCUCUCGCUAAAUCCUCUCUCUUUCGCUCGCCUGAUCUUCCGGAAACGGACACCUGAAUUCGUUAUCAUCCGAACGCAACGAUGAUAGUAGUGUAGAUCGAUCAUAACGACGAUCGAACUAAUCAAUUAUUGUCAUGCUGUUUUAACCUAGCUAAAGAAAUAACCAAAUGACUGAGAGCGAUGGUAAUCUCCUAUCUAGGCGCCGAACGGGAAGUAAACAUUUUGUUUAUGGUUUAAGAAUCCAUCAGAUCUUGUGAGUUGAUGUUCUAAGGCAUUGAUUUUGGGUAUACUGGAUCUUCCAAGUUCCCGGUUUUUGAAAUAUAGGGAUAUACUGACAGUGAAUGGUCAUACAUUUCAUUUUCAUCGAAUUUCAUGAAAUUUAACCGACUGAUCCCGAUGUUCAACUGGAUGAGUAUAAAAGGUUAAGCAUGGUCGAAAAUCGAACAUUUCUUCUUAGACGGAACUGGACGUCGUGGUGAGAGCCUUCCACCAACAGCAACAAAUAUAGACUUUUGGCGUGGUGCUCAGAUCCUGGAUUCUGGAACAAAAAAAAUAGAUCUGAACUCCGCAUCAGAAUUUUUGAACUGAAUUCUGAACCAUAGUUUAAUUUUAGAACUCAGUUUCAGAAUUUACUUCCCGAAAUCAAAAUCUGCAUGCUGGGAAUUGAAUUCAGAACUUCCGUUCUGGAACUAGAUUUUGUUACUGAAUUCAGUUGCUUUAUUCAGGUUCGGAAUUCAAGUUCAGAAUUCAGUUCUAGAACUAGUUUAGGAACCUGGAUUCUGAAAAUAGUUCAAGUUUUGCAACUGAACAGUCUCAGUUUGUUUUUUAUUUUAGUUCCGAUUUCCGAACGGAUAAACAACGGAUGAAUUUUAAUGCGGUUCUUUUUUAGAAUAAUUAAAAUAUUCCCAUAGAAGUAUGCGAAGUUUUCCUCCUCUGAGUAUGUAAAUCUACAAAGAAGUAUAGCAUUCAUUGUUGUAUCGUACUCUCAUUUGUUCAGCGCUAUUUGUGUGGUAGAAUAUGUUUGUCGUCAAUAAGCCAUACUUUAGUAUAGAUACACCGUUACAAUUCCGGAAAUUUCUGGUUACGGAUGUCGUUUUCGCUUGAUGCCAAACCUAAAACAGUUUCCACCCUAACUGCUGUCGAACCGUUUUUUUUUCGGAUUAUUUCCAAAAAUCUCAAAAUUUUACGGAUUCCCAAAGUCGACUUUUCUAAAAAAAAUCUUUUUAGAUUACAUCAGAUCUGGACGUUUUUUGCAUUUCGAGGACAUUUGACAUUCAAAAAAAUUCAAUUUUGCGGUGUUUUUCUACGCGGAUUUCCGAAGUCACGCGGUCUCAAAUUUUCUAAGUCACAAAGUCGAUUGAAAAAAAAGGGAUUGUUACUCCCCGAAUUCCAGAAUACUGCACACUAGUGCGGUACACUGAGGUCUCCUUUUACAAGGGAGAUAGGUACCGCGUAGAAAAAAAACCGCGUAACUUCGAAAAUCCGCUUAAACGAAUCCGCAAAACUAAAGAAAUUUUGUGUGAAAUUGAUAAUUUUUUGAUGUCAAAAAUGCAUGAAACGUUGAGAGGUGGUAUAAUCUAAAAAAAACGUUGAAAAAAAAAACGCAAAAUUGAUGAAUUUUUAUUAAGCCAAAUGUCUUUGAAAAGCAUAAAACGUCCAGAUAUGGUGUAAUCUAAAACAAAAAAAAAUUUUUUUGAAAAAAGCGAAUUUGGGACGUCGAAAAAUUUUGAGAUUUCCGAAAUAGAAUUUUUUUUCAUGCUAAAUGUCUUGGAUAUGCAUGAAACAUCUAGAUCUGGUGCAAUCUAAAAAACAAAAUUAAAAAAAAAUGAAAAUUUUGUGGUUUUUGGAAUAACACCAGAUCUUGCGGUUUCAUGCAUUUUUAAGACAAAACAAGAAAACCGCGUAUCUUCGGAAAUCCGCAUAAAAAACCUCGAAAAAAGACCUCAGUGUAUUCAUUCAUUCUGAAGCAAAUACCCAUCGUUAAAGUAUUUAGUGUUGCGUUUGAUGAGUCUCAAAACUGCAUAGAAAUUUGUAAUAAAAAAAACUGACAAUCCACAAAGCUUGUGAUGAUGUGAUAUAUUCUGAGAUCAACAUACACUACUUCAAAUGACUACAAUUCACCGCAUAAAUCAUUCACGUAUCGCACGAGAAGGAGUGGUCCUAAGUGGCUCCCUUGUUUCGACUCGUCAAGAACAAAAAGAGUUUUUCUAACGUGUAUCAAAACUUUUCCAAUCUGUAGGUCACAUUAGUUAUUUGGGCGGUUCCAGAAAUACCGACUUCAUCACUUUGAUCGCCGUCCCAUUUAGCCUCCUUCGCCGCAGUCUAUUCUCCAACUUUUGCCUCCCAAAAAUGUCUGUUGUAAAGAACGAAACCUUUUUCCAUUAAGUUUUAUUACAUGUAUCAAAAUGAUUAUGCAAAUAAUUUGUAUCAAAGCAAUCGAUGAAAGUAUCCGAUUUCGGGAGGAGCCAGGACCGCUUGGUGUCCGUUUUCUGUGUUUGAACUGUUAGGUGGCAUAGUAGUACAAUAGAAACUGUUAUACAAGGACGAGGCGAAACGCUUUCGCUGAUCGUUAUUGCAAUGAAGAGUAAUAUCACAUUUCGUCCCGUUUAAAGAUAGUCUCGGUAAACAUUUCGAAAGGGCGUAAGUGCAAAAGGUACAUACAUUGCUUCAUGCAUGAAAUCGUGUUAUCAAGUUUUAUAAGAUAACCAAUAUUUCUUCCUAGCUUUUCAUUUUUUUCGUUUUUAUUAGCUAGCCUGUUUUCGUUAGUGUGUUUACCCUCAUUAGCUGUCACGUGCACGUGUUCUGCAGCAAAUCACCAGUAUUUAUAUGAAAAAAAAAUCGCUUAUUGCAACAGUAUGCACCUGAACCUGAACAAAAAAAGCUUUACAAUGUAAGUGCACCCGCAUCGCAAAGUGCACCCAAAAAAAAAGGGCAUUCAUGAAAAAUUACUCUAUUGUUUACAUUUUCUCCUUGCCUCCAC
Messenger RNA from Malaya genurostris, 8481 nucleotides. RefSeq lists its product as uncharacterized. Gene Ontology annotation, molecular function: inositol-polyphosphate 5-phosphatase activity. Lineage: Eukaryota; Metazoa; Arthropoda; Insecta; Diptera; Culicidae. The record is from RefSeq and is a predicted model, not a curated record. Gene Ontology annotation, biological process: phosphatidylinositol dephosphorylation. The coding region runs from base 876 to 3572 and encodes 898 amino acids. The transcript is spliced from 9 exons.